Messenger RNA from Chlorella variabilis, 1548 nucleotides. RefSeq lists its product as hypothetical. The transcript has 10 exons. Gene Ontology annotation, biological process: proteolysis. The coding region runs from base 1 to 1548 and encodes 515 amino acids. NCBI's taxonomy places the organism in Eukaryota, Viridiplantae, Chlorophyta, Trebouxiophyceae, Chlorellales, Chlorellaceae. The record is from RefSeq and is a predicted model, not a curated record. Gene Ontology annotation, molecular function: serine-type endopeptidase activity.
AUGCACGCAGCCACCGGUGCUGCUCUCCCCACCUUCCAGCCCCCGUUGCUGGACUUGGAGCGGCAGCUGAUCGUCAAACUGAAGCCUGGGAGCAGUGGGGAUAGGGUGGCAGCGACGGGUGUCGACCCGCUGCUCGGGGUGACCCUGCGGUCAGCCCCGCCGCCGCCAGACGGCGGCAGCGCGGUAGCGCCCUCGGUGCUGCAUGGGCGCCUGGAGCCCGGCGCCUCCCUGGCUCAGGCCCUGCAGGAGCUCAACGCCAGAGAAGAUGUGGAGUGGGCUGUGGAGGAUCACAUCAUCCUUCCGGCACGCACCCCCAACGACCCGCUCUACUACAAGCAGUGGGCGAUGCAGCGGGUGGGGGCCGAAGCUGCAUGGGACUUGUCGGUGGGCGGCGCGGUGGGGGCAUCCAAGGCGCCGCCGCGGCGGGCGCCUCCACCUGUGCCCCCACCCCGCGGCAACGCAACUUACAGCGCCAACGUCGUCGUGUGCAUUGUGGACUCUGGCAUCGACUUCCAGCACCCGCAGCUGGCCGCCAGCAUGCUGCCAGAGGUGGGGUGGAACUCUCUGGACCCAGCCCUGCCGCCGCUGGACAAGCUGGGGCACGGCACGCACGUGGCAGGCAUCGUGGUUUCCUCCAGCAACGACGACGAGCAGGUGGCUGGCCUGACGUGGGGGCCCUCCUCCGGCUCUGCAGUCCGCCUGCUGGCCUGCAAGUUUAUGUCCGACCAGGCGAGGGAGCUCUCUGGGUAUGGCUACACCAGCAACGCGGUGGCCUGCCUGGAUUACUGCCUGGCGCGCGGCGCCGACAUCAUCAGCGCCAGCUGGAGCGCGGGCACCGCGCCCAACCCGCCCCUGGAGGAGGCGGUGGGCAGGGCGGAGCGGCGCGGCGUGCUGCUGGUGGCGGCCGCAGGCAACCACGGCUUUUACCUGUCGGAGGUGGCCACCUAUCCGGCCUCCUAUGGGCUCAACCACAGCCUGGUGCUGACGGUGGGGGCCAGCGGGGUGCUGGACGAGUGGGCAGACUACGCGAGCUGGGAUGAGAGGGCGGUUCACCUGUCAGCGCCGGGCGCCACCAUCCUGUCCACCUGGCCGGGCGGGUUUGUGGAGUACAGCUCAGGCACCUCCAUGGCGGCCCCGUUUGUCAGCGGCGCCGCCGCGCUGCUGCUGGCGGCUAGCGGCAAGCGCCUCACGGCGCUGCAGGCCAAGCAGGUGCUCCUGGAGACGGCGGAGAAGCUGGAGAGCCACCAGGGGAGCAAGCCAGCGCCAGCGCAGCGCAAGCCAUCGCCAGCGGAUACUUCGCCGCCGCCGCCGCCCAAGAAGCGGAAGUCGCCGCCGCCGCCGCCGCCGCCAUCCCCGCUGCCUAAGAAGCGGAAGUCGCCGCCUCCGCCGCCUCCACCGAAGAAGACGAUCAAUCCUCAGGGCAAGAGGGACAAGUACAAGCCCUGCAAGAAGGGCAGCAGCAAAAAGUGCAAGCACCGCUGCGUAAAGCAGGAGGAGACCAAGCACGGCAAGCGCAGCAAAGAGUGCGGGUUCUACCGUCCUGCUUAG